Molecule: messenger RNA, 1894 nt
Organism: Capsaspora owczarzaki ATCC 30864
Lineage: Eukaryota; Filasterea; Ministeriida; Capsasporidae
Product: splicing factor 3a
Exons: 7
Coding region: 106-1752 (548 amino acids)
Biological process (GO): mRNA splicing, via spliceosome
Cellular component (GO): spliceosomal complex
Molecular function (GO): RNA binding; zinc ion binding
Source: RefSeq, a predicted model, not a curated record
GCACAGAGCAACGAGUAGUUCAGUGACUUGACUGUCGAUCCAAGCCACUUCAGACUUCACCUAACCCUAACCCCACCCGCCCCCUUCCGCAACCGUAGUCAAGCAAUGUCGUUCUCGCUGCUCGAGCAACAGCGGCGGCUGCACGAAGAGCGCGAUCGCCUCGAGCGUGGCAUGGCGCGUCGACUUCAAGACGCCGGCAAAGCGCCUCGCGAAGUGACGUUGGCCGAGCACCAAGUCAAGGAGCUGCUCGAGCGCUACCAGCAACGCAGCAGCCAGCUGAGCGAGCUCUAUGCGGAUGAAGAUGGUGCACGACGCGACGAACUGGCUCUAAUGGGAGGCGUCAAUGGUAUCGACGAGUUCUACAAUCGGCUACGGUCGAUUCGAGAUGCCCAUCGUCGUAAUCCUGGGCAGUCGGUCGAGCUUCUCGAUUUUGAAAUGGCGCCGCCCAAGCCAGCAGCCGCGGCCGAGGUACCGCCGCUCCUGCAACCGGUCUGGGACAGCAAAACACAGCAUUCACAGGAAGCCGUGCCAAUGAGCCUUGGCAUGGAUCAGCGCGACUUUUUCGCGACAGAGGACGAGCAGGCAGCACAGCAGAAGGCGUCGUCGCUCUGGAUCAACCGACCGCUCGAGCACUACGUGACCUUCUCGGAUGAGGAGGCGUCUGGCAAAUUUCUGGACUUGCACGCACAGUACAGCGAGUUUAUCAACAUCAAGCGCAUUGAGCGCCUGGACUAUCUGCAGUAUCUCGAGUUGUUUGACCAGCUCUUUGACAUUCCCAAGGACAUUAAGCUGUCUGCGUCCUUCAAGCACUACCUCAGCGGCCUGAGCAGCUACCUGGUCGACUUUCACAAGCGCAUCCGCCCAUUGUACGAUCUCGAGUCGGAUUUCCGCGACACCCUUGUCACCUUCGAGAGCGAGUGGCGACGAGGCAUCUUCAUUGGCUGGAACACGCAAGUCGUCGACGCCGACCGCAACAACGCCGAGCCGUCGACCGCCGUGUACUGCGACGCCUGCGAAAAGUGGUUUCCCAAGCAAACAGUCUACCAAGGCCAUCUCUCGGGCAAAAAUCACAAGAAGGCCGAACAGAAGCUGCUGCAAAAGCAACAGCAAGGCGGCGACACUGCCGGCAGCAUGGCCAGCAUUGCUGCGGCAGCCGCGUCCGAGAGCACCCAGGACGUCAGCACCACCAAGGAUAUUGCUGCCUUGGAGGCCAUUGUCUAUCGCUUGACAGAGUUGCUGGGCGAGCAACGCGAGGCCACUCGAAUCAACGUCGAACGCAAGCAAGCCUUGACCGCCGAAGAGUUGCACCAAGAGCAAGAAGACGAUGCCAUUGAGAUUGAUGAGGAGGAAGAAGACGACGGCGAAGACAAGCCAAUUUACAACCCCAAGAAUUUGCCCCUGGGCUGGGACGGCAAGCCAAUCCCAUACUGGCUCUACAAGCUUCACGGCCUCAACCUCGAAUUCAAGUGCGAAAUUUGCGGUGAUGCCACCUACCGAGGACCGAAGAUUUUCCAACGGCAUUUCCAGGAAUGGCGACAUGCAUUCGGCAUGCGACGUAUCGGUAUUCCCAAUUCGCUGGCAUUCCAGCACGUUACCAAGAUUGACGACGCACGAGCCCUCUGGAACAAGCUGCAAAUGCAAAAGAACAAGGAAAAGUUUGUUUCCAUGGUCGACGAAGAGUUUGAGGACAGUUUGGGCAACGUGAUGAACUUCAAGACGCACCAAGACUUGCUCCGCCAAGGCUUGAUUUAAGACUGGUUUCCCGCCUCCCCCUCCCUCCUCUUGACACUCGGAUUUUGCUGCAGUUUUUUUUUUCAGUUGCUUACGAGCAUCAACAUCCGCAGCCAAGGCGCCAAACACUUCAUGCAAAUGCAAUACAUUCCAGUUUCUCACC